Penicillium malachiteum is the source of this 372-nucleotide messenger RNA. RefSeq lists its product as uncharacterized. The record is from RefSeq and is a predicted model, not a curated record. The coding region runs from base 1 to 372 and encodes 123 amino acids. Lineage: Eukaryota; Fungi; Ascomycota; Eurotiomycetes; Eurotiales; Aspergillaceae. The transcript has a single exon.
AUGCCUGAAGCCGAGAAUCCACAAAAUGUGGAUUUUAGUGAGCCGGUUCCAGAGCCAAUCUCUGCACAAGAGAUGGAAGGCUGUCACGAUACUCAGCUAUUACAUCAAAGCCCAGAGCUAAACACCCGCAUUCAGCCUGUUGCUUCAUUACCCGACCUUGACAACCGACCGAAGCCACAUACUGCCAGUCAGACCACUGGGCUAGGGAUUAUAUCUCAUCGCCUGCAGCCAGCCAGCAUGGAUCCAGAAUUUGCGGAUCAAUCUCCUGUGUACUCUGAUCAGCGGACUCAUGGACCUUCAGGUCUGUCUCUGGAGACACCACCGUCCUCGAAUAGCUUCGAAUGGGAUGAGAGAACGGGAGGAAUGGGAUGA